Messenger RNA from Punctularia strigosozonata HHB-11173 SS5, 866 nucleotides. RefSeq lists its product as uncharacterized. The transcript is spliced from 2 exons. Lineage: Eukaryota; Fungi; Basidiomycota; Agaricomycetes; Corticiales; Punctulariaceae. The record is from RefSeq and is a predicted model, not a curated record. Bases 37 to 666 code for a protein of 209 amino acids.
GGACAACCUCCGCGUCUUGAUACAGACUUUUCUCCCAUGCCUACGCGCCUACGCCACCAGGAAGGCGGCGGCUCCGAGUCCACGGAUAGCGAACUGCUGCUGGAAGCCGCGCGGGUGCUGCUGGAGCACACCCGCCAGCAGCGCGCCGCCCCCGGACGUCCCGUCACGGACGACGAAGACCUCGAACUGAAAGCGGCGCAGCUGAUGCUUCGCGCGCACGGGCAGCGCGCUCCGCAGCGGCCUUCCGCUAUCGAGAGAAGUCCUCGCCCGUCGGCCGGCCCGAGCACCGCGCGACACCGCGACCGACGACGUCGACAGCCGCGGCCGUCGUCGAGCCCUGAAGAGGCAUCGAACGACGUGAUCGUCCUCUCGUCUGACGAUGGCGAGCAAGAAGAGGAUGAGCUCGAACACGACGAACACAGGCCACGGAACAAGAGGCGAGCGAGGGAGGGCGAACGCGUCGGUGCAGAGCCGGAGGAUCGCAAGAGAAUCAAGGCAGAGCCGAUUUCGUCAGACGGGCUCAGACUGCCGGGAGCGGGGAAGGACGGCGGUUCGCGAUGCACGCAAUGCGUGAUGAGGAACGUGGCUUGCCUGAAGCAAAAGGGCUCCCAUGCGCGCGCGUGCCAGUAUUGCGCGCAUAUGAGGUUCAAGUGUUCGUUAGUAUGAAACUCUUGACCUGGCAACACCCCGGCUACGUAUAUCGCUGCCUCGCUCAAUGUCAGCCUCUCCGCCUUCCGGCGGUUUAACAUCGGCUCAAUACGUUGUCGGCAACUUGACAAGGGGAAUCUCUCUCCUCUCGACCUCUCGCACGCAGAGCUCAAGCGCGCGCAAUGCCGUAUAUCGCGUUCACCUCACCUCCUCCUCCG